This is a messenger RNA of Penicillium robsamsonii, 2367 nucleotides long. RefSeq names its product small oligopeptide transporter, OPT family (gene optB). Gene Ontology annotation, molecular function: oligopeptide transmembrane transporter activity. The transcript has 2 exons. Lineage: Eukaryota; Fungi; Ascomycota; Eurotiomycetes; Eurotiales; Aspergillaceae. Gene Ontology annotation, biological process: transmembrane transport. The record is from RefSeq and is a predicted model, not a curated record. The coding region runs from base 1 to 2367 and encodes 788 amino acids.
AUGGAGAAGGACGAGUCUAUCGCCGUCACCACUGGUGCGAUGGUCGAUGAAACCGCACCCGAUGAUAAACUCAAGGCGCUGCGAGACCUCAAGGAUCACCAUAAUUGGGAUCCAAACAUGCCCGAGGAUGUCGUGGAGGAACUCGAUGAAGCCUUGCACACAUCUGACAAGCAAACCAGGGAGGCCAUUGCUCAGGAACUCCUGGAUAACUCCCCGUACCCCGAAGUUCGGUCUGCUGUCCCCAACAUCGAUGAGGGUGGCGCUGUGAAUACCAUUCGUGCCUGGGUGAUUGGUCUUCUCUUUGCGACCAUCGGAUCUUCCCUCAACAUGCUGUUCUCCAUGCGCCAGCCUUACAUUGUUAUCCCCUCAUACAUUGCACAGGUCGUCGCUUACCCAGUUGGAAAGGCCUGGGAAGCGUGGAUGCCCAAUUAUACCUUCAAUUUCUUCGGCCACAAAGCCGAACUCAACCCGGGUGUUUUCACCAAGAAAGAACAUACCAUUGUCGUUAUCAUGGCUAACGCCACUUUCGGUGGUGGCGCCGCCUACGCGACGGAUGUCCUCUUGGCUCAGCGUGCCUUCUAUGGACAGCACUUCGGCUGGGGUUUCGAGAUCCUCAUGUGUGUCUCAACUCAAAUGUUGGGUUUCGGCAUGGCCGGCUUCUUUACUCGCUUCUUGGUGUCGCCCUCUGCUAUGAUCUGGCCCUCGACCCUGAUCAACACCUCCCUCUUCGCUGCGCUGCACGAUCGCACCAAGCCGGAUCCCAGCAAGGUCGCUGGCUGGAGGAUCGGUAAAUAUCAGAUGUUCCUCUACGCCAUGAUUGCCUCUUUCAGCUGGUACUGGUUCCCCGGCUACAUUGCGCCUUUCCUGAGUAUCUUUGCCUGGAUCACCUGGAUCAAGCCCAACAACGUGAUCGUCAAUCAGCUCUUUGGUGGAGCGACCGGCUUGUCGCUUCUUCCAAUGACCUUUGACUGGACUCAGAUCUCUGGUUUCAACUUCAGUCCCAUGAUUGCCCCUUGGUAUGCCAUCUCCAAUACCAUGAUCGGCAUGUUUCUCUGGUUCUGGAUUGUUACCCCCGCCAUUCAUUACUCCAAUCUCUUCUAUUCUCAGUUCCUCCCCAUGAGCGACUCCAGCAGUUACGACAACACCGGUAAUGUGUAUAAUGUCUCCAAGAUUCUGACUCCGGAUUACACCUUUGACACUAAAAAAUACGAGAGUUACUCCCCUCUCUUCCUGUCGACCACAUUCAUGCUGUCCUAUGGUCUAUCCUUUGCCAGUAUCGUCGCUGUGCUCGUUCAGGCCGGUCUUUUCAAUGGUGCGGAUAUCUGGGCUCGCUUCCGUCGCGUCGGAAAAGAGGAGGAGGAUGUUCACGGCCGCCUCAUGACUCGCUACGCUACAGUUCCACUUUGGUGGUACUUGGUUGUGUUUUUGACCAUGGUCGGAAUAGGCUUCGGUGUUAUUCUGGGCUGGGAGACACACAUGAGCUGGUGGUCCUUCAUCAUUGCCCUGCUCAUUUCCGCUAUUUGGUUUAUUCCUAUUGGCAUCGUCAAGGCUGCCACCAACAUCGACAUCGGUCUCAAUGUCAUCACUGAAUUCAUCAUCGGUUACAUGCAACCCGGUAGACCUAUGGCAAUGAUGCUGUUCAAGACCUACGGUUACAUCAGCAUGUACCAGGGAAUGUACUUCACACAGGAUCUGAAAAUUGGUCACUACAUGAAGAUUCCUCCCCGUGUUACUUUCAUGGCACAAAUGGUCGCUUGUUUCUGGUCCUCCCUGGUGCAAAUCGCCACCAUGAACUGGGCUCUGGGUGCCAUCAAGGGCGUCUGUGACCAGUUCCAGCCUAACCACUUCACCUGCCCCAACGGUCGUGUGUUCUUCAACGCCUCCGUCAUCUGGGGUGUCAUCGGCCCCGCCCGCAUGUUCUCCAUCGGCCAGCUCUACUCUCCCCUAAUGUUCUUCUUCCUCGCCGGUGGCAUCCUCCCCGUCCUCAUCUACAUCGGUGCCCGUUUCUUCCCCAAGAGCCCUAUCAAGUACCUCAGUGCCCCUAUCAUCUUCGGUGGUGCCGGUUUGAUCCCCCCCGCUACCCCUCUGAACUACCUCUCCUGGGGUAUCGUAGGAUUCAUCUUCAACAAGUACAUCCGUGACCGCUGGCGCGGAUGGUGGAUGCAGUACAACUACGUCCUGUCCGCUGGUCUGGAUGUCGGUCUCGCUCUGUGCACCAUUGUCAUUUUCUUGUGUCUCAACUUGACCGAUACCAACUUCCCCGAAUGGUGGGGCACUAGAAUCGCGGGUGGCACUAUGGAUGUCACCGAUGCAGCCGUUCGUAGCCCUGUCGCUGAGGGCCAGACCUUCGGUCCCACCAAGUGGUAG